ACAGCUGAAAACCAUCAUGGCGGCCGCCAGGACAUUAUUUAGAUUUGCCCGGUUAACUUCAUGUGCUGGCAAAAGUAGGAGUUUAAUAUUUAACAGAAUACAAAGGCGAGGAAUUUCAUCUAGCAUCGAUCCGUCAAUCGGCCUCUCAGAUGAACAGAAGGAAUUCCAGAAAGUUGCGUUUGACUUCGCAGCCAACGAAAUGGCACCACACAUGGCGGAAUGGGACGAAAAGGAAAUCUUCCCGGUGGAGUGUAUGCGUAAGGCGGCUCAGCUGGGUUUCGGAGGGAUCUACGUGGACCCGGAGCUGGGCGGCUCGGGGCUGUCUCGCCUGGACACCUCUGUCAUCUUCGAGGCCCUGUCCACCGGCUGCGUCAGCACCACGGCCUACAUCAGCAUCCACAACAUGUGUAACUGGAUGAUUGACACCUUUGGGAACGCGGAGCAGAGGGAGAGGUUCUGUCCAGAUCUUUGCACCAUGGACAAGUUUGCUUCCUACUGUCUCACCGAGCCUGGCAGUGGGAGUGACGCUGCGUCUCUGCUGACCAAUGCUAAGCUGCAGGGAGAUCACUACGUCCUCAAUGGCUCCAAGGCCUUCAUCAGUGGCGGCGGUGACACGGACGUGUACGUGGUGAUGUGCCGUACGGGCGGCGGCGGGGCCAAGGGCAUCUCCUGCGUGGUGGUGGAGAAGGGGACGCCGGGACUCAGCUUUGGCAAGAAGGAAAAGAAGGUGGGGUGGAACUCUCAGCCAACCAGAGCGGUGAUCUUUGAGGACUGUGCCGUCCCGGUGACCAAUCGGCUUGGGGUAGAGGGCCAAGGCUUCAAUAUCGCCAUGAGGGGUCUGAACGGAGGCCGCAUCAACAUCGCCUCUUGUUCGCUGGGAGCGGCCCAUGCGUGUGUACUGCUGGCUAAAGACCACUUGACCGUCCGGAAGCAGUUUGGAGAGCCUCUUUCAAGCAAUCAGUUUCUGCAGUUCAAGCUAGCGGAGAUGGCUACCAAGCUGGUGGCGUCUCGGCUGCUGGUGCGCGAGGCGGCCAGAGCACUGCAGGAGGGCCGGCCGGACAGUGUGGCCCUGUGCUCCAUGGCCAAGCUCUUCGUCACGGACGAAUGCUUCACGAUCUGUAACCAGGCUCUGCAGAUGCACGGGGGCUACGGCUACCUGAAGGACUAUGCUGUGCAGCAGUUUGUACGAGACAUCAGAGUCCAUCAGAUCCUGGAGGGAACCAAUGAAGUGAUGCGUAUGAUCAUUGCCAGAGGACUGCUGACGGAAUCAUGAUGUUGAACAGACAAGCGCCCUCCCUUCAUCGAAGGGAGCGGACACAACACACACAUGUGCUGUA
Engraulis encrasicolus (European anchovy) is the source of this 1337-nucleotide messenger RNA. It is a transcript of the gene acad8, whose product is annotated as acyl-CoA dehydrogenase family, member 8. The record is from RefSeq and is a predicted model, not a curated record. NCBI's taxonomy places the organism in Eukaryota, Metazoa, Chordata, Actinopteri, Clupeiformes, Engraulidae. Gene Ontology annotation, molecular function: acyl-CoA dehydrogenase activity; flavin adenine dinucleotide binding. Bases 17 to 1273 code for a protein of 418 amino acids. Gene Ontology annotation, biological process: lipid metabolic process. The transcript has 11 exons. Gene Ontology annotation, cellular component: mitochondrion.